AUGCCGAGGCAGAGCCUCACAGCCCUCCUGCCGCUGGCCAGCGCCAUUUUGCACACGCAGACGCCGCCCCAGAGCUUCCACGCCUUGCCGCGGGACCACCUCUACCGCGCCUUCGACGGGCUCAUCGUGGAUGCCUCCCCUAGAGGACCGCUGCACGACGGCGACGCGUCGAACGAGAAGGCGAUGUGGCUGCUCGACGCCUUCGAGGCGUCGGGCAAGCCCGUGGCGUUAGCGGUCGAUGGCGUCUGCGACGAGGCCAUCGAGCACCAGACUUUGACUAGAAUUGGUGUGUGCGACCCGUACGAGCCGUUCGUUUCGUUGAGGGAACGACUCUGGCCUCGCACGAGAGAAGAAAGACGUAGGGCAGCCAGAGCCCGGGCGCCGGCCGUCGUCGGGCCCAUGGCCGCGGCGGCGCUGGGCCGGGCCGUGGUCGACGAUUACAUGCGAAAUGAUGCCUCUUAUGUGUCUGAUGCCCUUAGGGAGCAUUUGCACCGAGUUUUUGCGAGGGUCGGGAGGCGGUGCUGCGGCCUCGCAGCGGGCGCCGGCGACCAUGCGGCGUUGUUAGAUGUUUUAAGAGCAAGGCCCGUCGCGUUCCGGGAGGCGGCGCGCGACGAGCAGGGCGUGGAAGCUUCCUGCUUGAUCGCGACGGGCGGGGACCUGGUCUGGGACACGCAGGGCGGCAACGACGGCUUCGUGUCGUUGUCGGAGUUCGAGCAGCUGCGCGGCGAGGAUGCUGUGGAUGCGUUCCUCGAGACUGAGUUAAGUGCUCUGGUGCGCCAGGGCGUGCCUUUAUUAGCGUUCGACGGCGAGCACCGGCAACUGGAGAGGCGGGGCGUGGCCCACACGGCGGCCGUGUACCGGGCCCUCGGUGGAGACGCCGAGGAGGUCGGCUUCCUCGGCGACGACGCGUUGUUGUUGAGGUGCGCCGUCGACGAGCUGGUGCGGCGCGGCGCGCGCGCCGAGCGCAUCCUGGUGCUGUCGGCGAAGGACCGGCCCUGCCGCGCGGCCGAGUCCUACGGCAUGGCGACGGCGUUCCUCGGCGGCGGCGAGGGCGACUACGUCGGCCUCGACGAGGCCUGGGACCCGGCCCUGUAA
Molecule: messenger RNA, 1095 nt
Organism: Pelagomonas calceolata
Lineage: Eukaryota; Pelagophyceae; Pelagomonadales; Pelagomonadaceae
Source: the annotation of a GenBank genome assembly